Molecule: messenger RNA, 703 nt
Organism: Anopheles darlingi
Lineage: Eukaryota; Metazoa; Arthropoda; Insecta; Diptera; Culicidae
Product: general odorant-binding protein 67-like
Exons: 3
Coding region: 47-628 (193 amino acids)
Molecular function (GO): odorant binding
Source: RefSeq, a predicted model, not a curated record
GACUCAAAUUUUCUCGUAGUCGCCAAGAACUUAAACAGCUGAAGGCAUGUUUGCAAAGUGGCUAAUAGCGGCUUCGAUCGCACUCUGCAGCUCGCCGAUGGUCUUUGCGGACAAUCCCUGUCUAAAAGGGCCACCGGUAGCCAAGAAUGCAGCGGAAUGUUGCGUGACACCGUCGCUGGUCGAACCGAGUGCAUUCAUGGCAUGCCACUCGAAGUGGAUCAGCCAAACGAAGCGCCAGAUGGCGAUGGAGGGCAUCCCGAGAGGUUGCUGUGUGGCCGAAUGCGUAAUGAACCAAACGGGACUGUACUCCGACGGAAAGAUCGAUCGAGCGGCGCUGACGGAGUUGUAUCUCGGUUCGGCCAAACCGUUGGCACCGGAGUGGAAACAGAUCACGCUCGAUGCCAUCGACGGUUGCUUCGGGAUGGCUGAUUCGAUAAAGGAGGAAAUUGAUGCCGGUGCCAAACUGACGCCUGCCUUCGAUGGUGAGCAGAUCUGUCAUCCGAUUUCCGGUACUAUUCUGGCUUGUAUGGGAAUGACGCUGUUUGCCGAAUGUCCCGCCAAGCUGUUCACCGUUAACGAUGCCUGCAAUCAGCUCAAGAGUUACCACAGCCAAUGUCCAUUUUUGUGAACAGAGCUUUGUACCGGAACAAUAAUUUAAAAACGUUUCCUUCUGAUAUGACAUUGAUUUGCUUAUGAAAUAUAU